UCGCCUUAUUUUUUGGUGACCCGCCCAAACGCAUCACAAAAUUCAAAUUUGAGUUCUCGAGUUGGUCACGCUAAUCAUUUAAGUUAGACAACGUUUGGCAACUCUCCUUUUCAAUAAAGUUUUGAACUUCAUAACUCAUCUCUUCAUUAAAUCCAUCGAAAUCCGAUUUGAUCCAUCCGAAAAUGGCCAAUUCCGAUUCCUCCGCUACUCUUGCUGCUCCUCUCGCUCCUAAGAAGGAGAAUAUUACUCCUAUUGGUUCGAAGAUCGCGGAAUUAAAUGAAUCAAGAACAGAGCUUCUCAGUAGAAUUCAGAGCUUAAAACAGGAUAUGCAAAAUUGGAGAUCGAAGCUGGACACCCAAGUGAAAAUCUAUCGUGAUGAGUUUUCAGAAUUGAAGAAAUCAUUGAACGUCGAGGUGGAUCAACUAAGAUCAGAAUUUCAAGAGCUUAGGAACACACUCCAGCAGCAACAAGAAGAUGUUACUGCUAGCCUGAAGAAUUUAGGGCUACAAGAUAGCCAAGGAGAUUCCAAAGAUGUCCAAGAUCCCAAGGUUGAUAAAAAAGAUGAGGAUAAACAUGCUUUAACAGAGGAGGAUACCGUUAAGAAAGCUGAAAACUAGGCGGUGGGAGCUUGUACUUCUCGUAGUUUAUGCUCCUAGAGGAGAAAGAUCAUCCAUUUCUGAAUUCAUUCUUCUGGGAUUUUCUAGGGCAGUUGCGAUUUAUGAGUCAAAAUUAGUAACUGCGUAGAUGUCUAGCACAAGGUAGGAGCUUUUACCUGUAAUUCCUGAGUUUUGCAUAUUAUUGUUGGGACAUUCGCAUAUUAUUCCAAUUAAAAUGCCUUUCAAUGUUCAUCA
Manihot esculenta (cassava) is the source of this 851-nucleotide messenger RNA. RefSeq lists its product as uncharacterized. Lineage: Eukaryota; Viridiplantae; Streptophyta; Magnoliopsida; Malpighiales; Euphorbiaceae. The coding region runs from base 183 to 617 and encodes 144 amino acids. The record is from RefSeq and is a predicted model, not a curated record. The transcript has 7 exons.